AUGGCUCUGCUGUGCUACAACAAAGGCUGUGGGCAGAAGUUUGACCCCAACAAGAACAAGGAUGAUUCCUGCCUCUUCCACCCGGGAGUCCCUAUCUUCCACGAUGCACUGAAGGGCUGGUCCUGCUGUAGGAAAAGGACAACCGACUUCUCUGAGUUUCUCUCCAUCAAGGGCUGUACCCGCGGGCGCCACAGCAACGUGAAACCCCAGGAGCCUCUGAGGCCCGAGGUGUCGUCGGAUAAGGGCGAGAUUAAACACGCCGAAGGCCGAGAGAUAAUCUAUCAGGGCCCCAAAUCUGCAGAGAUGCUGCAGAAGGAGAGACCCAGUUCAGACGAGCCCAUGACCAAACUUCCCCAGAAGGUGUCGGCAUCGCUGGUUCAGGCGCUGGAGAAACUGGACAUCAGCAAGAGAGGAGAGAACGAGAAGAAAGAGAGUGAGGCUGUUAUUUGCGGGACCCGCUGCAAAAACGCAGGAUGCAAAACAGUCUACCAAGGACCACAGACUGACAUGGAGGUCUGCACCCACCAUCCUGGAGCUCCCGUCUUCCACGAGGGGUACAAGUACUGGAGUUGCUGCUGCAUCAAGACAACAGACUUCAACGCCUUCCUGGACCAGAAGGGCUGCACCAUGGGGAAACACCGCUGGGUCCCAAAGCAGGACAAGAAGAAGGUGGCGUGUCGCUAUGACUGGCAUCAGACUGGCAACAGCGUCGUCGUGACCAUUUACGCCAAGAACGCAAACCCAGAGUUUUCCAGCAUAGAGGCCAACCGGACGGUGCUCUCGUGUCAAAUCCAGUUUGAGAACAGUAAGAUUUUCAAGAAAGAGUUCCACCUCUGGGGGGUGAUCAACGUGAAGCACAGCUCGGUCAAUAUGGUCCCAUCUAAACUGGAGAUAAACCUCCGCAAGGCCGACCAAGUGGCUUGGGGCAAACUGGAGGACCCGAACUACAAACCUGAACCAGAGCCCGCAGAUGACCCGUUCAUCGAAUCCAACGAGUCGUACCAGCCAGACUGUGACAUCGAUGAUGACGACAUCAGCGACUCGGACGAGGAGUGGGGAUAUGACACGCCCAAGAAUAAAAAGGCCGAGAAGGACGAAAAUCAGAAGAAGAACGAGGAGGAGGAGAGGCAGAAGUUAAAGAGGAAGGAGGUGGAGGAGGAGAUGAAGAGGGCAUUGGAGGAGCGGAUGAAGGCAGAGGAGGAGAGGAAGAAGCUAGAAGAGCAGAGGAGGCAGGAGGAAGAGGAAGGAUAUGAAGACAUGCCAGAGCUAGAGUGA
Messenger RNA from Pelmatolapia mariae (spotted tilapia), 1275 nucleotides. RefSeq lists its product as uncharacterized. The record is from RefSeq and is a predicted model, not a curated record. The transcript has 11 exons. Lineage: Eukaryota; Metazoa; Chordata; Actinopteri; Cichliformes; Cichlidae. Bases 1 to 1275 code for a protein of 424 amino acids.